AUGAAAGCAAGAUACUUCCCAAACUCCAAUUUCUUGAAAGCAAAGAAAGGUUCUCGGCCUUCUUGGGUAUGGAACAGCCUUUUAGCAGGUCGUGAGACGAUAAGUGAGCAUGCUCUGUGGCAGAUUAAUAGUGAAAAAAAUGUGGAUGUUUGGACCGAUAGAUGGGUUCCGAAUUCUAAUUGGGGACUGAUCAAACCUAUUAUUACCUCUAAUCGCUUCACUGCCUUGGCUGUGGCUGAUGUAAUUAAUGAGGAUAGAAAUUGGAAUAUUUCUCACAUUGAGCCAUUUUUGGAGGAAAAUGAUAUCACAACAAUCAAGGCUAUUCCAAUUGGAAAUGCAGCUGAUGAUGAUGCAUUGGUGUGGCCUUAUACAAAGUCGGGAAACUAUUCUGUAAAAAGUGGCUAUCAUAAGCUUUUCGAAUUCCAGAAGAAGCCGCAUGUAAGCUACACUCCUGACAGGGGAAGGAUUUCUCAUCUUGAGGAGUGGUUGUUGGAAAUUCAUAAGAAUGUUGGGGCUAGCCUCUUUCGGUCUCACAAUUCGGCUGUAGAAGCUGAGGCUGAGGCGCUUCUUUGUGGUGUCAAAAUGGCGGUGGUUCUGAAAUUGGAGCAUAUUAUUGUCGAAGGAGAUUGUUAG
Molecule: messenger RNA, 633 nt
Organism: Fragaria vesca subsp. vesca
Lineage: Eukaryota; Viridiplantae; Streptophyta; Magnoliopsida; Rosales; Rosaceae
Product: putative ribonuclease H protein At1g65750-like
Exons: 3
Coding region: 1-633 (210 amino acids)
Molecular function (GO): RNA-DNA hybrid ribonuclease activity; nucleic acid binding
Source: RefSeq, a predicted model, not a curated record